This is a messenger RNA of Macrosteles quadrilineatus (aster leafhopper), 1536 nucleotides long. The record is from the annotation of a RefSeq genome assembly. Lineage: Eukaryota; Metazoa; Arthropoda; Insecta; Hemiptera; Cicadellidae.
AUGAAAAAAUGACUAUAUUCUACAAAUCAUAAAGAUAUUGGAACUUUAUAUUUUUUAUUUGGUAUCUGAUCUGGAAUGGUAGGAAUAAUACUAAGAAUAAUUAUUCGUAUCGAAUUAGCACAACCGGGGUCAUUAAUUAAUAAUGAUCAAGCAUACAAUGUGAUCGUUACAUCCCACGCAUUUAUUAUAAUUUUCUUUAUAGUUAUACCAAUUAUAAUUGGGGGUUUUGGUAAUUGACUACUUCCACUUAUAAUUGGAGCUCCUGAUAUAGCAUUCCCACGACUAAAUAAUAUAAGAUUCUGACUUCUCCCCCCUUCAUUAACACUAUUAAUAUUAAGAUCAAUAGUAGAAAUGGGGGUAGGGACGGGUUGAACAGUAUACCCCCCCCUAUCUAGAAAUAUCGCACAUGCGGGCCCAAGAGUUGAUAUAUCAAUUUUUUCUUUACAUUUAGCCGGUAUUUCUUCUAUUCUAGGAGCAGUAAAUUUUAUCACUACUGUAAUAAAUAUACGUCCUAUAGGUAUAUAUAUAGAACGAACCCCUUUAUUUGUAUGAUCAGUCUUAAUUACAGCAGUUUUACUGCUUUUAUCACUACCAGUUUUAGCUGGGGCAAUUACCAUAUUGUUAACUGAUCGUAAUAUUAAUACUACCUUUUUUGACCCUGCUGGUGGGGGGGACCCAAUCCUUUAUCAACAUUUGUUUUGAUUCUUUGGACACCCAGAAGUGUAUAUUCUUAUUCUCCCAGGAUUUGGUUUAAUUUCUCACAUUAUUUCACAAGAAAGAGGAAAAUCUGAAUCUUUUGGUUAUAUUGGUAUAGUAUACGCAAUAAUGUCAAUUGGAAUCCUAGGAUUUGUUGUAUGAGCUCACCAUAUAUUUACUGUAGGUAUAGAUGUAGACACACGGGCAUACUUUACAUCAGCAACUAUAAUUAUUGCUGUACCAACAGGAAUCAAAAUUUUUAGUUGAAUGGCAACAAUACAUGGUAUUUCCUCUAAAUUUUCAAUUUCAAUAAUUUGGGCAGCUGGAUUUGUAUUUUUAUUUACUGUAGGGGGUUUAACUGGAAUUAUCUUAUCUAAUUCAUCAAUUGACGUAAUUCUACAUGAUACAUAUUAUGUAGUUGCACACUUUCACUAUGUUCUUUCUAUAGGGGCAGUAUUCGCCAUUAUGGCGGGAUUUAUUCAAUGAUAUCCAUUAUUUACUGGAUUAACUAUAAACCCUAAAUGACUUAAAAUUCAAUUUUCAGUUAUAUUUAUCGGAGUAAACACUACAUUUUUCCCACAACAUUUUUUAGGAUUAAGAGGAAUACCCCGACGAUACUCAGAUUACCCAGAUAUAUACACUUCUUGAAACAUCUUAUCUUCAAUAGGAAGAUUAAUUUCUAUAGUAAGAAUUAUAAUGUUAAUUUUCAUUAUUUGAGAAAGAAUAAUUUCUAAACGAAUCACAUUAUUUAAUUAUAAUAAUAAUUCAUCUAUUGAAUGAUUACAGCUAACUCCCCCCCAAGAACACUCUUAUAAUGAAUUACCUAUAUUAAUUAAGUAA